AAAACUUCCUAUGUGAUCAUUGUGUGAGCAUAUCAUAUUCAUUCUUGAAAAAAUAACCUUUUGAUUUUCGGCAAAAAUAAUUCAUUUUGGAACAAUGUAUCAACAUAAUUAUCGUCGAUCACAGCAACAACAACAACAUCAACAGCAGCAGCAACAACAACAAAAACAAGGUUCAAAAGAUUCACCGAUUAAAUGUGUUUAUAUUGAUGGUUUGGUUGUAUUGAAAAUUAUUAAACAUUGUCAUGAAGAAGGUAGUUCAAGUGAAGCACAAGGUGUUCUACUUGGUUUAGUAUUCGAUAAUGCAUUGGAAGUAACAAAUUGUUUUCCAUUUCCACGUUCAAAUGAUGAUGAAGAUAAUGAAGAAGCAGCCGAAUAUCAAUAUACAAUGAUCCGGUAUUUGAAAAAUGUUAAUGUUGAUCAUUUACAAGUUGGCUGGUAUCAAUGUAGCCCAUAUGGUAGUCAAUUGAAUAAAAUCGAAACAAUUGAUUCACAAUAUUUGUAUCAAGGUACUAUUGAAGAAUCAAUUGUUUUGCUAUUCGAUCCGAUUCGUACACAACGUGGAUUUCUUUCAUUGAAAGCUUACCGGCUGACAAAAGCUGCAAUGAAUCUUUGUAAAGAAAGUGAUUUUCGUCCAGAAAUUCUUCGUCAAAAUAAAAUGUCAUUUGAAAAAUUUUUCGAAGAAAUACCAAUUAUUAUUCGUAAUUCACAUCUUUGUAAAGCAUUAUUAUUGGAAAUUGAUGAAGAUAUGCCUAUUGAUGGUGGCCGUCAAUUAUUGGAUAUUGGUGGAUUUUCAUUAGUGGAAAAAAGUCUGCAAUCACAUAUAAAAUCGGUUGAAGAUUUAAAUAAACAAACAUCAAAUCUACGUAAUCAGAUUAUUAAACAACAUGAAAUUGCUAGAGAAAAUAUGAAUCGUUCAUUGGCUAAAAUGCCAACAAUGAGUGAAGAUGAAAUGGCCAAACUAUUAAAACCAUUCAAAUUAACACCAUUACAGCAUUUGGAAAAUCUUUUAAAUUAUUCUCAAACACAUAAUUUUUGUCAACAAUCAUCAUUGUAUUCAACACAAAAUAUUGGCAAACUUUUUAUGGCUAAAUCUUUACAUAAUAAUUAAAUUGAUUGAUUGAUUGAUUGGGAAAAUUUUUGAAAAAAUUUCUUUCAAUUUAUUAAAUAAAUAAAAAUAAUUU
Dermatophagoides pteronyssinus (European house dust mite) is the source of this 1181-nucleotide messenger RNA. RefSeq names its product eukaryotic translation initiation factor 3 subunit h (gene eIF3h). NCBI's taxonomy places the organism in Eukaryota, Metazoa, Arthropoda, Arachnida, Sarcoptiformes, Pyroglyphidae. Gene Ontology annotation, molecular function: metallopeptidase activity; translation initiation factor activity; protein binding. The record is from RefSeq and is a predicted model, not a curated record. Gene Ontology annotation, cellular component: cytoplasm; eukaryotic translation initiation factor 3 complex.